UAGGCUAUAAAAAAACAGCUAGCCACAAGCACCAUAUGCAAGAAGAGGGAGGGAGAGAGAGAUGGGUUCCCAAAGGUCAACAGAGAAGCCAAGCCCUCCUCAUGCAGUGUGUAUUCCUUUCCCAGCACAAGGCCACAUAAACCCAAUGCUAAAAUUAGCAAAGCUACUCAACCACAAGGGCUUCCACAUCACCUUCAUCAACACCGAAUUCAACCACCGUCGCCUCCUCAAAUCCCGGGGCCCCAACUCCCUCGCCGGCACCCCCUCCUUCCGCUUUGAAACCAUCCCCGAUGGCCUCCCUCCCACCGACAACGCCCCUGACGCCACCCAAGAUGUCCCCUCCCUCUGUGACUCCACCAGAAAGAACUGCUUAGUUCCUUUCAGAGACCUAAUUGCUAAAAUCAACCACACGGCUUCCUCGAAAGUGCCUCCGGUGAGUUGCAUAGUUUCUGAUGGAAUCAUGAGCUUCACUGUGUUGGUUGCUCAAGAAUUGGGAAUCCCAGAUGUUCUUUUCUGGACGACAAGUGCUUGUGGCUUCAUGGGUUAUGUACAAUAUCGUCAACUGAUUGAAAAAGAUCUUACACCACUCAAAGAUGAGAGUUAUUUAACAAAUGGACAUUUAGAUACAAUUAUAGAUUGGAUACCAGGCAUGAAUGCUUUGCGUUUGAAGGACAUCCCAAGCUUCAUAAGAACCACUGACCCCAAUGAUAUUAUGGUUGAUUUUGCAAUGGGUGAAGUUGAGAGAGCUCACAAAGCUUCAGCCAUCAUAUUAAAUACAUUUGAUGCCCUGGAGCAUGAUGUUGUUGAUGCACUAUCAACCAUAUAUCCCCCAAUAUACACAAUUGGUCCUCUUCAGUUCCUCCUCCAACAAAUCCCAGAAAAUUACUUGGAAUCUAUUGGAUCAAAUCUAUGGAAAGAAGAGCAUGAGUGUCUUCCAUGGUUGGACUCGAAAGAACCUAACUCUGUUGUUUAUGUCAACUUUGGCAGUGUCACUGUCAUGACACCCCAACAACUGAUUGAGUUUGCUUGGGGACUUGCUAAUAGCAAGCAAACAUUCUUAAGAGCAUCUCCAAUGAAUGCCACGUCAACAACAAAGAUGGAGGGAAAUGAUCCUAAUGAUUGAAUACAUUUUGC
Messenger RNA from Camellia sinensis, 1134 nucleotides. The record is from RefSeq and is a predicted model, not a curated record. NCBI's taxonomy places the organism in Eukaryota, Viridiplantae, Streptophyta, Magnoliopsida, Ericales, Theaceae.